Molecule: messenger RNA, 2267 nt
Organism: Cydia amplana
Lineage: Eukaryota; Metazoa; Arthropoda; Insecta; Lepidoptera; Tortricidae
Exons: 8
Coding region: 1-2229 (742 amino acids)
Biological process (GO): triglyceride biosynthetic process
Cellular component (GO): plasma membrane
Source: RefSeq, a predicted model, not a curated record
AUGGCGCCGCCGCGGGGCUCAGAGCUGUCCCUGCGCGCGCGGCUCGUUCAGGAGGCCUACAUAUGCUUCGCGUUCUGGCUGGCCGUGUCGGCUCUACCCGCGCUGGCUAUCUCCUACAUAUUGGUGAGCAUCAGCCAGCACCUAUGGCUGAAACUGCUGUCCAGCCGGUAUCCAAGGCUGGAGUUUAUCCGCAUCGACACGGUGCGAUCUCUGCUCGACACACACCGCAACCAAGGCAUCAUCAACGUGCUACUCUCGGUUAACGGUACAUUAGAUGCCGAGAAAAUCAAGCAGCAGCUCAGCCACCACGUGAUAGAGCGGCGCGAUAAGAACGGCGAGCUGACGUUCCCGCGGCUACGGCACCAGCUGGUGUCCUGCUGGGGAAACUAUGCGUGGAACAAGGACGUGGCCUUCAGGCCGGAGAACCAUAUCAUUGUGGCCAGCGGCGUGCAUCGGGGAAGGCCGGUCACUGACAGUAACAUUCAGGAAUUUGUCAGCGAAAUAGUCUCCAAAUACUUCCCAAGUGAACAACCACCGUGGCAGUACAUAAUCAUCCCCAAUACGUCACCGGAGCCCAAGUACCACAUCCUAGUCCGCGUGCACCACCUGCUGCUCUCCGGCAAAAAGUCCCUCAACAUCGGCGACAUGCUUAUGGUGGAACCGCUCACCGUCACCGGCAGAAUGCCCGCACACACCGAAUACACGCAACAAAGCCCUUUAAACAAACUCAUGCCAACCCCUUCAGCUAUACCAGAGCUCAUAGAGAAACUGAGCGAUAACCUAUCCAACGCUUGGAAUGAAUUCAUCUCCGAAUACGAUCCUGUAGAAAGUCCACGCGCCCAUAAAACGUUGCCUGGCGCGUUCCACGUAGCCGGCUUAGUACUGAUAUCUGGCGCCAGUGCUUUGAGAGAACUCACUAAGAGGAGGUCGACUGAUGAGUUUAGAAAUGUUGCGCCUCUAACUGCUACAACGCUCAUAGCUGCGGUUCAACGAGAGUGCAAACGUCGGAAUUUGACAAUACCAAAGGUCAUACUGUCUCCACUCGUAACCGCAGAUCCUCGGAAAUGGCCGAGGCGUGCUUUCGGAACAUUCAUAUCAGUGACUCGCGCGGUAGUGAGACUCCCCAUUCGCAUCCGCGACGAAAUACGAGCUCUGAGCGAGCUGAAGAAGACUGGCCAAGUGCUAUACCCCAACACGUUGACGUGGAAGUAUGCUGGGCUUGCGCAGUUGUCGGUGCGCGCUAUGGGAGAGGCGUGGCAGACUAUGGCUGAGAUCUAUAAGGCCCCGGCUACACUAUGGAGCGAUACUGUUGGAGCUGAUGAUGGGCAACGGCAUCAACUGCAGACUGUCAAUUUGUGCGGAAGGAAGGUGGCGGCCUGGUCGCGGCCAGUUUCGCGAACCGCCGUGGAACGCGCUGCGCGCGCGCUAGGGGUAUCCUCCACCGACGUGGCGCUAUUCGCCGCCACCGAAGCCCUGCGGUCCUUCUUCGACCUCUCGCAGAACAGGGCGCCCGAUACGGUGCUCACUACAGCGCGAGCCGCGCCGGAAGAUUUCCUAUUCACUUUUGCCGAGGGAGAUGGGAAGAAGUAUAAGAAAUCGCAAACGGGAGGAAUGAUAUGCCUAUCCCUCCCCGUGGGCGCAACACCGCGUCGCAUAGCUUCAGUGGUCGAGCAGGCGUGUCAACGGCAGGGCGCGCUAGCAUGCGCCUGGGCCGCCCAAGCACGCUACGGCGCUCUGACCCGCGCCGUACCUUCCCCCCUAGCACGGCUGACAUUGAAUCUGCUGUCGAGGAAAUAUGCUGUGUCUUAUGCGGAGAUCAGUGCGCCGGUCGACGCAAGACCAAGAACUACACUAUGGGGACACACUGUCGACGCCGUGGUGUAUUGGCGACCGCCGCAAGCUAACAUUAGCAUGUCUCUCACCGUGAUCCAGUACGCGGACACGGUCCGGCUGUCCGUGAUGGCGGACGCGCGGCUGUCUCCCUCGCACACCAUCCCCGCCAGCCGCUGGCCGGCCGUCGUCGACCACCUGGUCGCUAAGAUCGACGCCGAGAUCGCGCGCAUAUCCGCGCAGGCGCAGGACUUACCGCGAAUAGUAACACCCCCAGAAACAGACGAAAUCGAGGAAUCUGAUUCUGUUCUCGAAGCUUCUAGUACUAGCUCUUUAAGACCGCCGGUAACUCAAAUAGCUAGUCCGCCGCCAAUUCGUAGGCGUACGACGCAUCAUUAGAUAAAUCUAUGCGAAUAAUCUACGUAUAGACGGUCAAA